Nyctereutes procyonoides (raccoon dog) is the source of this 1382-nucleotide messenger RNA. RefSeq names its product ADP ribosylation factor like GTPase 4D (gene ARL4D). The record is from RefSeq and is a predicted model, not a curated record. Gene Ontology annotation, molecular function: GTP binding; GTPase activity. Bases 189 to 794 code for a protein of 201 amino acids. The transcript is spliced from 2 exons. Gene Ontology annotation, cellular component: cytoplasm. Lineage: Eukaryota; Metazoa; Chordata; Mammalia; Carnivora; Canidae. Gene Ontology annotation, biological process: intracellular protein transport; vesicle-mediated transport.
GCGGCGGGGACGCGCCGGCGGCGGGCGUGGAGUUUCAAGUGGAGGCUCGAGUGGCUGGCUCGGGGGGACGCGGGGAGAGUGCGGCUGCCGGAAGAUCACCCAGCUGUGGUCCCCAGAGCCUGCAGUUCAAGGCUACCUCCCUGCCUCUACUGAGUGCCCCAAGACCUGCACCUUAGCUGGAGCUCAUCAUGGGGAACCACUUGACUGAGAUGGCGCCCACUGCCUCCUCUUUCUUGCCCCACUUCCAGGCCCUGCAUGUUGUGGUCAUUGGGCUGGACUCUGCGGGAAAGACCUCGCUCCUUUACCGCCUCAAGUUCAAGGAGUUUGUCCAGAGCGUCCCCACCAAAGGCUUCAACACAGAGAAGAUCCGGGUGCCCCUGGGAGGGUCCCGUGGCAUCACCUUCCAAGUGUGGGAUGUCGGGGGGCAAGAGAAGCUGCGACCACUGUGGCGCUCCUACACACGGCGGACAGACGGGCUGGUGUUUGUGGUGGAUGCUGCCGAGGCUGAGCGCCUGGAGGAGGCCAAAGUGGAGCUACACCGAAUCAGUCGGGCUUCGGACAACCAGGGUGUGCCUGUGCUGGUGCUGGCCAACAAGCAGGAUCAGCCUGGGGCACUGAGCGCAGCAGAGGUUGAGAAGAGGCUUGCAGUCCGGGAGCUUGCAGCAGCCACCCUCACCCACGUGCAGGGCUGCAGUGCUGUGGAUGGGCUGGGCUUGCAGCCGGGCCUGGAGCGCCUGUAUGAGAUGAUCCUCAAGAGGAAGAAGGCAGCCCGGGUGGGCAAGAAGAGACGGUGACCCGAGGCUGUCCCCUCCUCACCAGUAGGGGUCUGCACACUUGGACAGCCAGGCGGAGCCUGUGGCCCCUCAUUCAGCUCUGGGGUGCAGGACCUUCCCACCUCAAUGAAGGACCAAGGAGCACUCUGGGAGUCCUGUUCUGGUGCAGCAUUGGGGAGGGGUGGGGGAGAUGGGGUGUCUUCUCUCUCUCUCAUCCUCACCUCUGGAGAAAUGGGGGCUGCAGGACUGGGGAGGCUUAAAUGUAAGCUGUGACUCUACCUCGACCCUGUUUCUUCUUUUUCUUCUCUGGUUUAUUGAUUAAAUGUGUUUGGGGGCAAAAGAAGGUUGUUUGGAGAAUGCAUUUGGGAUGAAUGAGGAUUAUCCCCCACCCUGUGUCCACUCCCCCAACUGGGGUGUCUCCCCAGGCUGCUUUUCUAGGGAUGCUAGUCACAAUAGUCUUUAUUUUUGUGUCUCUGUGAAAGUGCCAAGAACCCCUCCCCACGUUUGUAGAUCCACAACCGUUUUUAUAAACCGUGUGUGUCCUCUGUACUCUUAACUAUUUUUUAGCAUUUGCCUAUAAGUUAUUAAAGACUGAUGAUGUAGCUCUGA